AUGAAAGCCAUUGCUGUCUCCAAGGUUAAUUCUGCAAUCACAAUGCUUCGAAGCGGUGUUUCGAUUCGGAAAAUUGCUGAAAAACUGUCUUUGGGUAAGUCUACUAUUGGGCUAAUUAGAACGGAGCAUUGUCCGGGUGUGAAAACCUCGAAAGGUGGUCGUCCUAGGGUGUUGUCUGAAGCCGACAAGAGCUAUUGUGUUCGAAAGGUAACCAAGGAACGGGUUUCACGCGCCGUCAAGGUCACAAAAAUGUUUGAGAAGAAUUUCCAGAUAAAGGUUCACCCGGAGACCGUUCGUAGAGCACUCCGCACUGCGGGCUUGGGGGCUAUCGAGAAGGAAAAGAAGCCUUUGCUUAGUGACGCUUAUGUCAAGAAGAGACUUGCGUGGUGUAAGCAGCACAAAGACUGGACUGUUGACGACUGGAAACACGUUAUUUGGACAGACGAGACCAAAAUUAACCGUUUCAACUCAGAUGGGCGACAGUGGGCCUGA
This is a messenger RNA of Mucor velutinosus, 492 nucleotides long. RefSeq lists its product as uncharacterized. Gene Ontology annotation, biological process: DNA transposition; DNA integration. The transcript has a single exon. Lineage: Eukaryota; Fungi; Mucoromycota; Mucoromycetes; Mucorales; Mucoraceae. The coding region runs from base 1 to 492 and encodes 163 amino acids. Gene Ontology annotation, molecular function: DNA binding. The record is from RefSeq and is a predicted model, not a curated record.